UAUUCAAAUCGCCCGCUCUAAAUUUCGUCUAAUCAUGACAAAGACAGAGAAGCAUUCUAUCCAUCUCUCUUAUUCUAUGUUCUAUGACCAAAACAGUGACGUACGUGGAGGCAGUGUUAAACAAUGGCCGAUUUUCCCACCGAACUCGAGUUUCCUGUUUGGGGCUUAUUACCAAAGAAGGAAACAGCAGUUAGCUCAUUUCUCAGCAAAUACCCCGAAUAUGAUGGCAGAGGCACGCUUAUUGGAAUCCUCGAUUCGGGAGUCGAUCCUGGAGCGCCGGGAUUACAGACCACGUCCGAUGGCAAAGUUAAGGUUAUACAUAGGUUUGACUGCAGCGGUUGUGGCGAUGUUGACACCAAAACGGUCGUACAACCGUACGAAAAUCAAAUAACUACGCUCAGUGGCCGAAUUUUGAAGAUUCCAAGUACGUGGAACAACCCUACAAAUAAUUACAGACUGGGGCUCAAGCACGCAUAUGACUUGUACCCCGAACGGUUAGAGGAACGCAUGGCUUCCGAAUACAAGGAGAAAAAGUGGGACGAACACCACCGGAAAGCCGUAGCUGAGAUCAAUAGACAACUGGUAGAAUUUGACGCUAAACACCCAAGGUCUCCUCCCUUUGCAGGUCCCCCCCUUUCCGACGCCGAUAAGCUGAUCAAGGAGGAUCUGGACGCGAAGCUUGAGAUUUUGACCAACUUCGAGAAGAAAUACCACGAUGCUGGGCCCAUCUAUGACUGUAUUUUGUUCCAUGAUGGGGAGAAAUGGGUGUGUUGCGUGGACACGCAAGAAGGGGACCUCGAAAAGUGCACCCUUUUGGGGGAGUACAGCAUCACGCACGAGUUUGCCCCCCUGACGCCCGGAGACAGUCUAAAUUUCAGUAUGAAUGUUCACGAUAAUGGCAAUACGCUAGAAUUAGUUGGCCUGUGUUCGAGUCACGGGACUCAUGUUGCCUCCAUUGCCGCCGCUUAUUUCCCCGAUAAUCCUGAGCAGUGUGGGGUUGCCCCCGGGGCUCAGAUUGCCUCAUUUACCAUUGGUGAUGGGCGGUUGGGCUCCAUGGAGACAGGGACGGCGCUAGUUAGGGCUAUUAUUAAGCUGAUGGAGCUCUCAAAAACGCAAAAAAUUCACGUUAUUAACAUGAGCUAUGGGGAACAUGCACACUUUUCUGACGGCGGGCGCAUCGGCGACCUAAUGAACGAAGUGGUGAACAAAUACGGUGUGGUGUGGGUGGCUUCCGCCGGCAACCACGGCCCGGCCUUAAGCACCAUCGGCACGCCGCCUGACAUAAGCCAGGAGACAAUAAUCGGUGUGGGGGCUUACGUCUCGCCCGAAAUGAUGGUGGCUGCGUACUCAAUGCGCCAGAAACUACCAGGCAUGCCGUUCACCUGGUCGUCCCGAGGCCCGUGCAUAGAUGGCGGCGUCGGCGUUACGAUUUGCGCCCCAGGGGGCGCCGUCACGUCCGUCCCCAAUUGCACCCUCCGGUACUCGCAGCUGAUGAACGGGACUUCGAUGGCUUCGCCCCACGUGGCGGGGGCUGUCAGUGUGCUGAUUUCGGGGCUGAAUCAGCAGAAUUUGCCCUAUUCGCCGUACAGCAUCAAACGGGCGAUUGAAAACACGGCGUGUUUUCUGACCGGGGUUGAGGUUUUCGCCCAGGGAAGUGGGCUGCUCCAAGUUGAUAAGUGCUUCGAGGCUUUGGUGAAGCACCACGAGGCGCCGGAGCGAAAUGUUAGGUUUCAUGUCAGCUGCGGAUCGUCGAAUUCGAAAGGGAUCUACAUUCGGUCGAAGCCGACGAAGAGUGCUUGCUCGUUUAAUAUAUCAGUCGAGCCGAACUUUCUUGACUCGGAUAAUGUGGAACCGGACGUUAAAAUUAAGUUUAAUAUGAAGUUAGCGCUGGUUUGUAACGCGUCGUAUGUGAGUUGUCCGACUCACUUGGACGUGUCGAAUGCUAGUCGAGUGUUUGCGAUUAAAGUCGACCCAACUGAGUUAGCCGUCGGAGUGCACAGCACAUUUAUCGAAGCUUUCGACGUGACGUGCGUGGCUAAAGGCCCAGUUUUCAAAAUCCCGGUUACUGUAGUCCAGCCGGUUGAAGUCAAACCGCCCAAACACACAGUCAGUUACAACUCGGUUCUGUUCAAACCGAACACCAUCAAGAGACACUUUUUCGUGGUGCCUCACUUCGCCACCUGGGCCGUUCUGCGGAUGACUUCAACGGACGAGGGCUCAGUCGGACGCUUCGUCGUACAUUCCAUGCAUUUGCUACCGAAACAAAGUUGCAAGACGUUGGAGUCGAACAAAGCGGUUACAGUAACCGCAAAUGUCGACUCGGUGAUGAGUUUCCAAGUGCGGAGCAAUUUUGUCUUAGAGGUGGUCAUUGCGAAGUAUUGGGCCAACUUGGGCGAACUUAGUUUAGACUAUUCGAUUUCGUUUUAUGGAGUUAAGCCCAAUUGUCAGUCGAUUACGAUGCACGCGGCUGAUGGCAUUCAUUCAGUCGAAGUGACGUCGCUGCAAGGCGAGGAGAUUCUACCCGCGAUCACUUUGAAAAAUUCCGUCCAGAUUUUGAAGCCAGCUGAGGGGAAAGUCUCGCCACUUACGGCAAGGGAUGUCAUCCCCCCUAACCGGCAAAUCUAUGAGCUUCUCCUAGUGUACAAUUUUACCUUAACUAAGGCAACGGAAGUAUCACCAAAUAUAGCUUUACUUAGCGAUGUUUUGUAUGAGUCGGAGUUUGAGUCGCAAUUGUGGUUGUUGUUCGACUCUAGUAAACAGCUCCUAGGCUGCGGAGACGCUUAUCCAUCUAAGUAUUCAAUUAAACUAGAAAAAGGCGAUUACGUGAUUCGUCUCCACGUGAGACACGAGAAAAAGGAGUAUUUGGAUAAACUAACCGAAGUUCCGUUGCUAUUGCAACAAAAGUUAAGCAAUGCGAUUACGCUUGACGUUUACAGUAGCUAUUCACAAGCUGCGAUUGCUGGUAAAAAAUCAAACGUUAGCCAUGGACUGCAUUCCACCGUUAUGCCCUUCUACAUUGCUCCCCUACCUGCCGAUAAGUUCGUAGCUAAAUCCAACAACCCGGCUCAUUUCCUCACCGGUUAUAUCACGUAUUGUAAGGACGACUUGGGGAAAAAAGUCGACUCGCACCCUUUCAAAUAUAUUUUAUUUGACUCUUCUCCGCCCAAAAAGUCCUCGAACGGCGCCGCCACCGUGGACAAAAGCGAUAAAAAUAAACUGGAGGAGUGUCGGGAACAAGUUCGCGACUUGAAAACGCAAUUUUUGUCCAAACUGGAUUCUUUGAAUGCGGAGAAAUUUUAUGACGAGUUUUUGGCUAAAUAUCCGGACCAUUUGCCUCUCCACACCGCCUAUUUGCAAGCCGUUGAUCCGAUUGACACAAGGAGGCCCUACCCGAACCUUUUAGUUAAUAUUCAAGUCACUAUGAUUAACAAAGACGUGCAACUUAAAUACAUUGGGGUCUGUAACAGUGCAAUGGAAAAUAUUAACGAAGAGGCGAUUUUGGCAUUUUCGGCCGUGAAAGCCGACCUGCGACCUGAUGCUGCCAAGAUUAAAACGUCGAUGGAACAAAAACGCAACAUUUUCUUGGAGUGUUUGUGUCGUAAGGGUAUCAUUCUGUGUCGCUUGUACAUGCUGGAGGAGAAAAACGAAUAUUUGUCCCAAAUCAACACGAUGUGGAAGACCCUAUCCCGCUUUAUUGACACGAACGAUUCUAAACUGGUGACUCCUUAUCUGGUGUAUUUCAUGAUGUGGCACGCCCACGUCCAUAAGCACUACGGUCGUGUGAUGAAAUACACCUUGAGGAUGCAAGAGGAAAAACCCUCCAAGGAGCUGGAGGAGAGACUCAUCGACUUGUGCAAAAUAAAUGACUGGGGGUAUUUAGGGGCUCACUUGCAGAGAAACCUACUUUCGAAAUUCCCCCUAUCGUACCGACCGUUUUAAAACUAGUUAAUGUUUUGUUCGCUUUGUUUUACGGGUAGUUUAAUAAUCGCCAAAUUGCUUUUUCAUGUUUUCUCGUUACCUGUGCUGUUUGAAUGAAUAAACGCAUUUUUCUGAAA
Molecule: messenger RNA, 4055 nt
Organism: Tribolium castaneum (red flour beetle)
Lineage: Eukaryota; Metazoa; Arthropoda; Insecta; Coleoptera; Tenebrionidae
Gene: TppII
Product: Tripeptidyl-peptidase II
Exons: 12
Coding region: 124-3939 (1271 amino acids)
Biological process (GO): proteolysis
Cellular component (GO): cytosol
Molecular function (GO): serine-type endopeptidase activity; tripeptidyl-peptidase activity
Source: RefSeq, a predicted model, not a curated record